GAGAUCAGCUUCUCUGCCAAACCUCAGCCUCAGUCAUUUAAGUAGCAAAUUGAAGAAUUAAUCUUUCAUAUCUGUCAACGGCUAACUCCUCCCCGACCCAAAUAAAGCUUUUAACACAAGUGGCAUGGGACAACGCAACAGCUCCACGACAGAACUGCCUCUCUCUUGAACUUGAUCUGCACUCAUGAAGACUCUUCAGGAAAAGAUCAUUGUCCUAUCAGUUUUUCUGACUCUGACAUGUGUCAUUCAGGUCGAUUCCCUGCCGGUUCCUGAAGACUGGAGUGGUUUGAUCCAGCGGACCAAGCGGUCCCUCCUGUGGCGUUGGAACAGCAUGAAGCCUAUGGGUGCCAGCUGCAGGGAUCACUUGGAGUGCGCCACGAAAUACUGCAGGAGAAAUGUCUGUUUCUUCUGGAGCGGCAAUUGAAGAGGAUACACAAACAAAAUGCCAUCAGGGGGACAAAACAUGAAUCUACCUUAUGGACCAAAACAACCUGCUUAAAAAUGAACCCUGUAUAGAGAUAAUUUGGCUUGAAUGUAAGACCUGUCGGCACGUGAUUGUGCAUUCAGUUAAAGUAAUCUGUUCUUGCAGCUGUACAUGCUGCAUUUACGUGAACAAACAAAUGGCUCCAUCUAUAGAGCAAUAUUGAGUUGUAUAAUUUGAAUUUCA
Messenger RNA from Cyclopterus lumpus (lumpfish), 667 nucleotides. Its product is annotated as liver-expressed antimicrobial peptide 2-like. Bases 185 to 424 code for a protein of 79 amino acids. The record is from RefSeq and is a predicted model, not a curated record. NCBI's taxonomy places the organism in Eukaryota, Metazoa, Chordata, Actinopteri, Perciformes, Cyclopteridae. Gene Ontology annotation, biological process: defense response to bacterium; antimicrobial humoral immune response mediated by antimicrobial peptide. The transcript is spliced from 3 exons.